This is a messenger RNA of Mugil cephalus (flathead mullet), 1209 nucleotides long. RefSeq lists its product as uncharacterized. The record is from RefSeq and is a predicted model, not a curated record. Bases 275 to 667 code for a protein of 130 amino acids. The transcript has 4 exons. Lineage: Eukaryota; Metazoa; Chordata; Actinopteri; Mugiliformes; Mugilidae.
GUACACAACAAAAGACCACAUUUCACCUGCGUGUCCAAGCUGCCGUCGGCACACAAGGACCUGAACCCAUUCACAGGAGGAAGUAACGCAAUGCGCAAUUACGCGCGGGAGUAGAGGAAUUUAACGACCGGCCAGUGUCUUUGGCUCUGCUCCGGGGCUUUUGCAUUUCUCCGUUUAGAGGCGAUUUAUAUGCUGCGACGUCAUCAUUGCAGCCGCAGCCUGCCCUCACCUGUUAACUCUCAACUCAUCCAGUCCUCUGUGCGCACAGGGCAGGAUGGGAUGCUCCACCAGUUCUCAAACUUCAGCGGUAGAUACGACUCGACCCAGUGCUAAGCCCGAGGAGAGCAACGGAGCCAGCACCACAGGGUUGGCCAAUGAGAAUGGAAAAGUAGCAGAAGACAGUGAAACUAUUCCCGACCAGACACCCGCUGCGCCUGCUGAAGGCGGCGAUGCUAAGCCUGACAAUGAAUCUGCUGUCGCUGCGACAGCUGCAGACACCAACUCGGCAAAUCCGCCAGCAGCGGAGGAGCCCAAGCCUGCUGCUGCUGACGGCCCACCUGCAGAAACGCCAGCAGCGGACAGCAAUGCUGAAGCUCCAGCAAAUGAAGAGGCCACAGCGGCUGACACAGAGCCCAAAACAGAGGAGGCACCAGCCCCCAGCGAGUGAGGUGCAACAUGAACGACUUUGUCUGUCUGCAUGAGUAAAUGUAUGUAUGUGUGUGUGUAUGGGAGACAUCACCUUGUUGCCAAGAUGCAGACCCUGUGAUGACCAUUUUGAGUCAGGGUCCUCAGUCACCGCUGUGCCUAUUUCCUUCUUGAUGGCUUUAACUGUACAUAGACAGAGAUCUAUAGUGCUUCACGAUCAUCUGAAUCAACUGAAAUUUCUAUUUAUUAUUUGUGUAGAAAUUUAUAAUAGCAUGACACAUAACUUGAACCUAAGACUUCACUCUUUUCUACCAAACUGUAAUUCUAUGAAAGCCAAAGUACCUUUGACUUGUGCAAUUCUAUUGUUUUUGGGAUGGGGGAGAGUAGCUGGCUUUGAUUUUAGGAUCAUGUCUGGAAUGAAACUGCUCCAGUAAAAGUGUAUUUAGCACUUUCCACCUGAUAGAUGAGCAUGUGUGAGACUGGAAUAAACCUGGAAUCUGUAACAUAAGCCAUGACCUGUCAGAAAAAUAAAUAAAACGGCCGCCUGAAAAAUCUAACACCACA